Messenger RNA from Lagopus leucura (white-tailed ptarmigan), 2727 nucleotides. It is a transcript of the gene RAB33B, whose product is annotated as RAB33B, member RAS oncogene family. The transcript is spliced from 2 exons. Gene Ontology annotation, molecular function: GTPase activity; GTP binding. The record is from RefSeq and is a predicted model, not a curated record. Gene Ontology annotation, cellular component: Golgi apparatus; endosome. Bases 1 to 687 code for a protein of 228 amino acids. NCBI's taxonomy places the organism in Eukaryota, Metazoa, Chordata, Aves, Galliformes, Phasianidae. Gene Ontology annotation, biological process: Rab protein signal transduction.
AUGGCGGCCGAGCUGGAGUCUUCCCUGGAGCUGAGCUUCACGGGCAGCGGCACGGUGCCGGGCGGCGGGCUGCCCCCCGCGCGCUCCCGCAUCUUCAAGAUCAUCGUCAUCGGCGACUCCAACGUGGGCAAGACGUGCCUCACCUACCGCUUCUGCGCCGGCCGUUUCCCGCAGCGCACCGAGGCCACCAUCGGCGUGGACUUCCGCGAGCGCGCCGUCACCAUCGACGGGGAGCGCAUCAAGAUCCAGCUAUGGGAUACGGCGGGCCAGGAGCGCUUCAGGAAGAGCAUGGUGCAGCACUAUUACAGGAACGUCCACGCGGUCGUGUUUGUGUACGAUAUGACCAACAUCGCCAGCUUUCACAGUCUGCCCUCGUGGAUAGAGGAAUGCAAACAACACCUCCUUGCCAGCGAUAUACCACGGAUUCUUGUUGGCAAUAAAUGCGACCUGCGAAAUGCUAUUCAGGUACCCACGGACUUGGCUCAGAAGUUUGCCGAUACGCACAGCAUGCCGUUAUUCGAAACCUCUGCCAAAAACCCCAAUGACAAUGACCACGUGGAGGCCAUAUUUAUGACGCUGGCUCACAAGCUUAAAAGUCACAAGCCAUUAAUGCUAAGUCAACCCCCAGAUCGCGAUCAAAUACACAUAAAGCCCGAACCGAAACCCGCCGUGACCUGCUGGUGUUAAGUGUCACUAUUUGUUGCUGCCACCUCGUGCCCUGUGCGAACGCUCCCAGGUUACGAUCUCGACGUAGAUCAAGGGUUUGGUAGCAAUUAUAGCAAGUCCCUGUGGCACUUUACUGUGUCGUUUGGUUUUUUUUCUGGUGUAGAUGUGCCCCUCUCAUUUUCUCGCGCUUCCUUAUUCCACUUUCUGAAUUACUGAAGUUCCACUAUAAAAAUGCAGGAAAGUAACCUUUCGGAUGAAGUGUUAACAAAGCAAGUCUUGUUAAGCUCUGGCUCUCCGAGAUCGUUUUUGUCACUCGUGGCAGAGUAAAAGUAGUAAAACAGAGUUAAACAAAGUAGUAAGAGGGUUUACUGAUGUGUUCGGUUGCUGCCUGCGUUGGGAUAACGUAGGAGGAGAAGUGUUUAGGGACGGCCAGGUAGCUCGACGAGCAGAUCAGCAGGUGGCGAGGUUUGUGACGCGCGAGGGAGUAUCGGGUGCCUGCUAGCAAACUGAGAAGCGAGGCCCUGUUCUUCCUCUUUAAGUAAACAUUUUAAAAGCAGACUGGACCAUCAGACUAAGGGAGAGCCGUCGGUGCAGGCCUUUGUGACCUGACUAAGAUUUAAAUCUUCAAUGAGGAUUGGCUUGUAAAUGUGCCGUAUUUGAGUCGAGCGAGCCAGGGUAAGUGUAAGCACUUGCAAUUGAAAUAAAAAUAGGUGUGCAUUUAUCCACGGCGUACUGGGGCUUUCCAAGACGCAGCUUUUAGAGGAUGCUCCUGCUGAUAAAUGCUUUUAAAAUAUCUUGGAAAAGACAGCUUUUUACAAGGCAACGUGGUCACUUGCUUUAGGGACGAGGACGCCUAGGACAGGCCCUUCCUUCGGGUGCCCCUUUCGAUGCGCGAAGUUGUGCCUUACGUAUUGGAAACUGGAAAUAGGAAGGCCAGGUCAGAAGCUGCCAGCCCAGUGAUGGCUGGAAACAAAGUACUGAAACAAAGUAGCUCAUAUGUUGUGAGCUAUGGAAAUUGUGUCACUGAAGUGCAAGUUACACCCAUACAAGCGAAAAUGUGUCUUCUCUUUUCUAGAUUUAGAAAAGCAUUGCAUUUGGCCUAUUAAGCUUAGAGUGUUUAAAAAGUGUCUGCGCAGAUAAUAUUAUUCCUGUCCAAAUGAAGCUGCUACGGUUCUGACUGCAAUGUUGUUAAUGCAACGUGUGUUCAAGGGAACUUCAGUGUUUGCUCUGAUCCUUAGGUGACCGGGCUUACGGUGCUCUUUCAGCAGCGAUCAGCUUGUUGAAAUUAGCGUCCUUAAUGGUUUGGGUUUUUUUGUUUUUUGUUUUUUGUUUUUUUUCUGUUUUAUUUUUAACAAGGAGCAACCUGAAAUUUAUAUGUGUAGCACUAUAAAUGAACCAUUUAUUUUUCACUCACGUCCUGAAUGCUUUUUCUCCAAAGGAUCCGUCUUAACUGGAAUGUUAGUAUCUGAACUUGUGUGUUAGUAAGCGCGUCAGCAAACACUCUUUUGUUGUCGUUGUCUUUUGUGUUUGAAUUGAUGUGAGCGAAGCAGAUCGCACAGAAUGAAGCGUUCCGAAGUCAGGCUGGGGUCUGAGGUAAGGCAGCCAUGGAGAUACAGCGCCGAUGUGAAAGGGGACGUCGGACAUCUGCAGAUCUGUUGCGCUCUGAGGCGUUCGCAACCUGUACAUAAGGGUUCUCACGCUGUUCAGAAGGCGUGGAAACAAACGAUGCUUUCAGUAUGUAAUCUUGUCUUGAGCACACAGCAUGUUUUAAUGGUUCUGCCUUGAAGAUAUUGUGAGCAUUCGGGCAUCGGUGCGCUUCCUGGCUGUCAGUCAUAGCGUUCUACCCACAGAAUCGAUGUGAACAGCACCGAACGCUUUGUAUGCGUAUUUUCACCUUAUCCGACUGUAACUUUGCAUUGUUUCGUAUGUGUUGGGGAAGGGUAAAACACAGUGCCAGAAACUUAACAACUGGCAUUGCCGCAGACUAUUUUCACUUGUUUUCACUAAAACGGCGAUAACGUUUCUCUUGUUAAAAUCCACAAUAAACUGUGAUAAAGGGAG